AUGGAUCUAAUUGUUUUUCUUGCUCUUACUUUGUGCAUAACAUGUUGCAAUGUUGAGGCUAGAAACAAGACUUUAAUAAAUGGAGAAACUAAUGUCACUCUAUUUGGUAGUCCCAUGAUGCAGCGUCAAGUGAACAAUGAUUUUAUUUGUGUGGAUAUCUACAAGCAACCUACUCUACAACACCCUUCACUAAAAAAUCACAAAGUUCAGCUUUACCCAACCUUUGCAAAGAAUGAUAUGCAAAGGAGACCAUCUUUUGGUAAGACUAUGGAUGUAUGCUCACCGGGAAAAGUGCCUAUUUACAACAAGACACAAAUUAUUACAAAUUCAUCUUCAAGGUUACAAACAGAUCAUUUUAAGCAAUAUUCUAAUAAUUCUCAGGGCUACCAUGUAAGUGAUGAUUUUAAAUCAAUACCAAUACUUUGA
Messenger RNA from Vicia faba (fava bean), 426 nucleotides. Lineage: Eukaryota; Viridiplantae; Streptophyta; Magnoliopsida; Fabales; Fabaceae. The record is from the annotation of a GenBank genome assembly.